CUUUUUCCCUCUCCGCGUUUUCCUUUCUCCCUUCUCCCUCACAUACACACGCACACGACUCUACAUAUUAAUAUACACAUUCAGACACAUAAAUUACAUUACAUAUCUUCAUAUAAAUAAAUAAUCUUUGAAUCCAAAAUAACACAUUCAAAGAACAUGGCACCCACUUCAUUUUCCUCUCUCUUUCUGUUCCUCAUCAUCACCACCGUUAAAGUCGCCGGACAAACAAGAACUCCGGCAGCUGUAGCUCCGGCACCGGCAUCCGAUGACUGUAACGGUAUAUUCUUACAAUACGUAUUCACUUCAGGAUCUAAAAUUAAACCCACUUUAAAAUCCAAGCCAUCUAGUCAACCUUACAAGUUUCAAUCCAUUCUAAGUAUAAUCAACAAUGGGUUAGAUGAGUUAAAGUUAUGGAGAGUAUUUGUUGGGUUUCAACAUGAUGAGUUGUUGGUAUCUGCUUCUAAUGCUAUUCUUGAUGAUGGGGUUUCAUUUCCUGCUAAAGUUGGUAAUGGUACUGUUUUUGCUGGUUUUCCUGUUUCGGAUCUUAAGACUGCUGUUGAAACUGCUGGUGAUACUACACAGACAAGUGUGCAGAUUAAGAUUGUUGGUACUCAGUUUGGUGUUGGCUCUCCUAAUGUACCUAUGCCCUUGAAUAUAUCUUUGGUUAAUGAUGGGUUUAUUUGUCCUAAACCCUCUAUGCUAGGAAAGAGUGUUAUGCAAGUAUGCUGCACUAAAGACCCAAAAUUCAAGACAAAUCUGACAUUGGGUGAGAAAUUUAGUCGACGCCAAGAUGGGGAUCUUACAAUUAUGUAUGACAUCCUAAGAACAUAUGAUUCAAAUUACUGGGCACAGGUUACCAUCGCAAACCAUAACCCCCUUGGCCGCCUUGAUAACUGGAAACUAAGUUGGGACUGGAUGAAGGAUGAGUUUAUUUGGGAAAUGAAAGGCGCUUAUCCCUCUGUUGUUGAUACUUCUGACUGCGUUUUUGGGCCACAGGGCAAAUUUUAUCAAGACCUUGAUUUCUCCACUGGAUUGAACUGUGAGAGAAGGCCAACAAUAAUUGAUCUGCCUCUGGAAAAGACCAAUGACACAAAGUUGGGAAUGAUACCUUUCUGUUGCCGGAAUGGGACUAUCUUGCCACCUGCUAUGGACCCAAGCAAGUCAGUUUCAGCAUUCCAGAUGAAUGUCUUUAAAAUGCCCCCAGAUCUCAAUCGCUCCUCGUUCACUCCUCCACAGAAUUGGAGGAUCGAAGGCAGACUGAAUCCAGAUUAUAAAUGUGGACCUCCAGUCCGUGUAAGCCCCACCCAAGUUCCUGAUCCUAGUGGACUAUUACCUGAUACAGCAGUAUUUGCAAGCUGGCAAGUUGUAUGCAACAUCACCCAACCAAAAGGAGCUAGCCCCAGAUGCUGUGUAUCUUUCUCUGCUUUCUACAAUGAAUCUAUCAUUCCUUGUCCAACAUGUGCCUGUGGUUGCCCGUCUAAUACCGCUCGGACAUGUAGUACGAAAGCUCCCGCUCUUCUCCUCCCAUCUCAAGCUCUUCUGGUUCCAUUUGACAACAGAACCAAGAUGUCCCUUGCCUGGGCUGAUAUUAAACAUCUUCCAGUUUCAAACCCAUUGCCAUGUGGAGAUAACUGCGGUGUGAGCAUCAACUGGCAUUUGUUCACAGACUAUAGGGGCGGAUGGUCAGCCAGGAUCACCAUCUUCAAUUGGGAUGAGUCUCCCUUUAUUGAUUGGUUCACUGCGGUGGAAUUGGACAAAGCAGCCCCUGGUUUUGACAAAGUGUAUUCAUUCAACGGAACUAUGUUAGACGGGGUUAAUAAUACAAUAUUCAUGCAGGGUCUUGAGGGCUUGAACUAUCUGGUAGCAGAAACAGAUGGAGCUAAUCCAGAGAAAGAUCCCCGUGUACCUGGGAAACAACAAUCAGUAAUCUCGUUCACAAAGAAGAAUAUCCCUGCCGUCAACAUUCCUGCUGGUGAUGGGUUCCCAACGAAACUAUACUUCAAUGGAGAAGAGUGCUCAUUGCCAAAGGUACUCCCAACAAGCAGUUCAUCUAGAAUAUCUUCAUUCACUCUCACUACAUCCAUACUAGCACUUGUGGUUUUCAUGUUGGUACGACAAUAGCAGUGAGAUGUGGCCUGCCAAUUGAUUCAUUCUUUAGAUUCUGCAACCAGGUUUUAAUGCUGGUGAACAGUCUUUCAAUCAGUUUGUGUAUUCAGGGACAAGGUCUUUUCAGCAAGUUUUGAUUUGUAACUAUUGCUUAGUCUGGAAGUCUAUUUCCAGAUAAUAUUUGACUUAUACGUUAAUACCUGUAUAAUUAGCAGACAAGAAUACCUCAGUUUGUUCA
Messenger RNA from Lycium ferocissimum, 2344 nucleotides. Its product is annotated as COBRA-like protein 7. The record is from RefSeq and is a predicted model, not a curated record. Bases 157 to 2121 code for a protein of 654 amino acids. The transcript is spliced from 2 exons. Gene Ontology annotation, cellular component: membrane. Lineage: Eukaryota; Viridiplantae; Streptophyta; Magnoliopsida; Solanales; Solanaceae. Gene Ontology annotation, biological process: cellulose microfibril organization.